This is a messenger RNA of Vombatus ursinus (common wombat), 1181 nucleotides long. It is a transcript of the gene DNAAF19, whose product is annotated as coiled-coil domain containing 103. Lineage: Eukaryota; Metazoa; Chordata; Mammalia; Diprotodontia; Vombatidae. Bases 98 to 871 code for a protein of 257 amino acids. The record is from RefSeq and is a predicted model, not a curated record. The transcript is spliced from 4 exons. Gene Ontology annotation, cellular component: outer dynein arm. Gene Ontology annotation, biological process: epithelial cilium movement involved in extracellular fluid movement; determination of left/right symmetry; inner dynein arm assembly.
AACUGCAGCUGCUGGGCAAGAGAAAAAUUAGGAUUUUCCUUGGGUUUGGGGGGGUUAGAGGGUAGCGACGACUGACCAGGAGCUUGGGGCUCCAGACAUGGAAAAGACUGAUACCAUUGACUUUAGGGCUCUGGAGAAGGAGUUGCAGGCCGCACUAGCUGCUGACGAGAAAUACCGAAGAGAGAAUGCUGCCAAGUUCCGGGCUGUGGAACAGAAGGUGGCUUCCUAUGAAGAGUUCAGGGACAUUGUCCUUGCCUCACACCUGAAGCCUUUAGCGAGGAAGGACAAAAUGAGUGUCAAGAAGACAGUGCUUUGGAACUGCCAUGUGACAAGUACCACUGCCCAGACAGGUGUUACUCAGGAGGAGAGCACUUAUAUCUCCCAGAGGGGAGAUUGUCAGCCUGAGACAUCAUCAGAUUUCUACAGGGCUUGGCGCCACUACCUACAGAGUGGAGCAGAGCGUUACCAGGCCCUCCUACAGCUUGGGGCCCCCAACCUGGGCCACCUUUUCCGGGUAGAUGUGGGUUUUGGACUUCUGGGUGAACUGCUUAUGACAUUGGCAGAGAAUUUUAAGCCAGCUGACCGUGCUGCUGUACUGGAGAUCCUUCAUAGUCUAUCCAAAACUGGCCGAUUUGGCCUCAACCUGAGUCUGCUGAGCAAUGCUGAGAGAGAAAGUUGCCAAAAAUUAUUUCAGAAACUCCAAAGUAUGGAUGUUACCAGGCCCACAGAAGAAGAACUGAGCUGUAAGGGGCAGGAGCUAGAGAAAAAACACAGUGGGAAUGAUGGGGAUGAGAAACUCCUCCAGGAGCUAUCAGAGCUAUACCAAAUUGGCCAGAGAUGUUAUCUUUCUCAGAACAAACAGCAAACCUAACUAUCUAUUGGAGGUUUGUUUUUCCUAGACAGUCUUUAAUAUUGUUGGCCAUCUUGCUGCCUGACCCCAAACUUUUCAUUUUAGCUUUGUCCCUCCAGAACUGUGGCAAAAGGUUGGUGUCAUCCAAAGGUUCUUAUGAGAGCACUAGGAAACUACAAGAAAUGUUACUUCUCAUCCUUAAAACCUGCUAAGAAUGGCGCCCUUGCCCUAAGAUUAAAAUCCUCCACCCUAGUGUUUACCGCCAACCCAUGCAAGCAGAGUUUUAAAAUCUGUGAUUAAUUAUGUCCAUUAGUAUCUAUAAGGAUUUACU